AUGUGGGCCGACAUAAUGAUACUGGCCAGUUGGGUUUGUUUACUAGUGGUUAGGGUGCGUUGGAUAUUGUUCAGGGAAGACGAUCUGCCAAAGAAGAGCGCCACAGAGGCUGCCGCAGCGUCAACGUCUGGUGACGAACCAAAACCGAAAGGAGAGAGCGUUGUAAGAUCUGCUCCUGAGGACUCUCAGCAGCGUCCGAUCCCAGAUUCCGGGUCUUCUUCGGAGGAGCCAGCGCCCAGCACUUCACGAGGUUCUGGGUCCUCUUCGGAUUUACCACCGAGCUCUUCAAUCAAUUACAAGAAUCUACAAGAAGAUUCGCAAACGAGCACUUCUGAAGCAUUCGAGUUAAUACCGAUAGAGCCACAACAGGGUGCCGCCUGUGCUUGGGAGCCAGUCCCGUUCGAGCAGCUGCUAGCGUCUGCUGAUAAUUUGGCAGGUUCAACAUUGGAAUCAGAUGUGAGCACUUCCAAAGAUUUUAGGUCUUUGUCAACGGAACGAACAUCGAUCUCAUCCGAUAUUUUUGAUGACCCGAAGGACGAAGCCUCGACACACUUUCACACAUGCGACGACGAAUCUUCAACACCGGACUCACUAUAUGUAGAGCUUCUGUGCCCACAUUGUGCCACGCUACCACAACAUACUGAUCCAGAAAAGAACUUCGCCGUCAUAAAACAAUGGCUUCGGGCUAACAAGGCAGUCCAAUCGUACUCGCAGUUAAGUGAGGACUCACCGUCAUUGCUUGCUUCAUCGUUUUCGAUAACGCAUCUCAAUAAAUUGCAACGGGUCAAGAAACUCCUCACAAAGACGUUUGUGGCGAUCUGCUGCGCUAGACACAUUAGUGAACUGCGAAGGCUAGUAUUCUGUAAACCUCCGAAAGAGCCACUGUGGAGCUGGCACGAUUGCAAGAUUUUCUUUAUUUACGGCGAUCACGAUAAAGAAACACUCAAGGCGCUCUGCGAAAAGCCUCAGAAAUCAAACUGGUUAGCCAAGCGCGAUUGCUUUCAUAGCUUGAAGGAGUGCAGUCGCAGUAACAGCUGUUAUAAUUCCCACUGGAGCUUUGAAUUCAAGACAGUAGUUACGCGACGCCGUUCUAAGUCUGAAGCGUUGCGUCCAACCUUCAAGCGCGGCCGCUUCAUACGGGCGCAGAGGCAGCGAUCGGCGAGUGUUCCAGACUUUCGGUGCAUCUACAAGCGCCGCAAAGUUCUGAGAUUUAGCGUGGAAAAGGAAACAGCGCCGACACCAGAAGAAAAACCGAAAAAGAAGAUUUUUCCUAAAAUAAAGCCGAGGACUCAGAACCGGUCGUACCAGCCGCUCGAGUUUGUAAGUGACGAUCGGAAAUUUGUAGGGGACAGACCACAUCGCGGGGACGCUUUUGGAGGGGUCUACGUUGGCCCAGAAUGUCAAGUAAACAAUAAAAGAUAUGUGGCAACGAGUGCAGUGAUUGAAGGAAGUGGGGAAACUUCAAAGAACUUAGUGCAUCUGAUCAACCGCGAUUUGGAAGCAAGAAAUAUCCUGCGCCCACCGUGCCGCCUCCACUUUCCUCCAUACGUCUCCUCGUCUUCUUCGGAGAGCGAAUAUUUCGAGGCCACGUCCAUAAGGGAUACAUUUUCACCUUCAAUCGGCCGAUACUUCGAUGUUGAAUCUUUCGGCGAAGCUGAUCCAUUCAGUGCCAGGUUGUCUCAUUUCGAAGCGGCUGGCACUGCGGGUAAUAAUUACCGAAACGAGCGUUUAUAUAGACAUAUAACUCUUCCUGGACAGCAUUGGCCUGCAGCCAAUAAUCGUUCCUGGGAAUUCCGUAGGCGCAAGUCCACAAUGCCUAAGUGUAUAACGCGAAGAUUUAUGCAAUGUUGUUGCAAGAUCAUUGCAGUAGCUUGUUUGCUGGCCAUCAUAAGCAGUUACAUAUACCUUUUUACACCUACAGAUGAACAUAAAAUAAUGCAGCAAUUGGCAAAUAUGAGACAUAGAAUGCAAUAUUUGCAAUCCCAAUACAAAAAUGAACAGAAAAUAGUAAAUUCUUUAAAGGAUGAGAUCCAUAGUCGGAACGACAGCGAGGCUAACUCGACCACUGAGAGCCCACAAGUUACGUCGCUGCUUAAAAACUUGACUGGACUGAAAAACAAUACAAGUGUUCAUUACACACCAACGCCGUUGCCUGAUUACGAAUUGACAUCCAAAGGAACAAUUGUCAACGGGGCUCACGUAAAACAUUAUGUAAGUCUAAAUGACUUCAAUGGCAUUUACACUUCUAACGAGAAAUAUUACAAACCGGCAUUUUACAUAAAAUCAAAUAGAGAUGUAGCCAAUGUCGUUGUCGGAAUUCCUAGUAUCAAACGGGAAAAGGAUAACUACCUGCCUACCACCUUGAAGUUCUUAGUGGAGGGACUGAGUGAAGAGGAAUACAGAAAUACUCUGAUUAUGAUAUUUAUUGGAGAAGUGGACUUUGACUACGUGUUGGAAGUGUCGAUGAUGCUCGAGAGGAACUUCUACAAAGAAAUGAAAGACGGUCUCAUCGAAGUUUUGUCUCCGGAGAAGAAUUUCUAUCCGGACAUGGACAAACUUCCAGUGACAUUGGGCGACCCACCAUCGCGAGUACAGUGGCGCUCGAAGCAAAACUUGGAUGCACUGUUCUUGAUGUCUGUCGCCAGAUUCAGGGGUCUCCACUACCUGAUGAUGGAGGACGACGUCGUAGCGAAACCCAAUUAUAUGCAAGACAUUGUGGGUUUCAUCACUUCCUCGACGGCAUCUCAUCCUGACUGGGUCCUCAUCGACUUUUCUCCGAUUGGCGGUAUUGGAAAAAUGUUUAAAACAACUGAUCUGGCUCACUUUACCGCCUAUCUCGAACUGUUCUUCUACAAUAUGCCUCUUGACUGGCUUGUCGAUAGCUACAUCGCCAACAGGGCUUGUGGCAUCGACAAAAUUUCCAAGGACUGUGUCGAUAAGAAAGCGAAGAUCCGUAUUCAAUAUAAGUCUUCGCUGUUCCAACAUAUUGGAUUACACUCAUCACUCAAAGGCAAACUACAAAAAGUUAAGGAUAACAAAUUUGGCACACUGCCAACGUUUGUGCCACACAGUAAUCCUCCUGUAAUAGAUAUUAAAACUACAAUCGAAGAAAAGUCCGAUCAUAAAAUUAUCGACGCCUACAACGGUAAAACAUAUUUCUGGGGUAUAUUCCCAAAAAAAGAUGAUUACAUAGAGUUCAUCUUCAAAGAGCCAAUAGCACUCCGCAGGUUUGCUAUCUACUCUGGCAACUUAGAACAUCUCGAUGACAUAUUCAAAGAUGCAGACGUCAGUCUUAAGAAGAAUGGCCAAGAUGAUUACACUGUGAUCACAAAAUUUACUGAUCUAGGGAUUGCGAAAGCAGAAGUGGCAGAUUACUUUGGUCCCGUUACAUCGCUCAAGAUCCAUGUCAAUAAUGACCAUGACAAAUGGGUGAUCAUAAGCGAGAUAAAAAUCAAGACAGGCGACCCCGCUCAUCAAUAAACUUUAAAAGGACUUUAAAAAAAAUAUAAUAUGUACAAUUAGUUAUUAAUCAUAUACCUUUUAGCUUAGUAUUUAUACGUAGGAUGUUAGUUCAAUUUGGCAUUUAUUCACUCUUAGGCUCAUCGAUCAAAUAGUUAAAAUUUUCAUUGUUUUAUUUUAUUUUUUUAUAACGUUGUCAUAUUUUCGGAACUCUAUUUUAUUAUUUACGGCAUGUAAGUGGGUGCAGUGUGAAAAGUGUCCAUAAACUGAGAGUAGGGAAGGGAAAAAGGUGGUAGGUGUCUUUAUGCAAGAGACCAACUGGGGAAGUACCACCGUAAUGUCUAUUUUUGCCACCAGACAGCAUGAGUAAGCGUUGUAAUGCGGUUAUUAGGACAUUAUAGCCAGACUUUAACUGGGCAUAAUGAGACCGAACAUCUGAUGUCUCAGGAUGACGAGCGCUGUAGAAUACCAUUCAAUGCUUUGUAUUAAGUUUUGGUUGGUGUUCCUACUGUUCAUUGUUAGCCAUGCCGUUUACCAUCAGGCGGGCGGCUACCUUAUCUCGUCAUUUAUAACUUUAGAUGGUGGGAGGGUACCUAAUUUAGUACCUAACUGGAUUACGACCACCGUACAUGGUGACAGCCACAGUGGUUCUUUCUGGGUCAGCUAGUACACAUCCAGAACUGCAAUAAUCUUACCAUCUAAUGAAAUGCACUUGUCCCGCCAUUAUAAAUAUCUAAGUAAGGUUUAUGGGCACUCAUUGAUGUAUUAAUGUCGGUAACGAGUGAACUAUCACAUCGUAUUAUAUCUCAAGACAUAAUAGUGAGACAAAAGUAGUGACGCGUGAAUUUGUGGUCCUAUGAAAUCACACUACUGCCCCACGCAUAGUAUAGGCGUUAGUCAUUAUUUUAGUAUUGUAAUUUUGAGUAACUAUGCCUAUUUUUACCUACCUUCCUCUCACUGUUGCUGUAUGGGCUUUUUCCAGUGUUAGUAUCAACCGUGAUGAAAACCCGGUCUAUAUCCAGUGAGAUACGAUGUACAGUCAUCAAUGAAUUUUAGAUGAACGUUAUAUUGAAUUACAUCGUUAUUACCAUCAAUUUGAGCAUAUACGUAACGUGAAAAAAUAGCACCUUUUAGAUAUAUGUUGGCCAUUUGGUUUCGUUGUGAAGGGAGAAGGGUGAAAAUGGACAUACCGGGAAAAUAACUGCCAGGCGAAACUGGUUUCUAUCAUUUCACUCUUAGACAUUAGAAAUUGUUGAAUUGAUAAAUAUACAACUAGAAAAGGCAAAGUAAAACUCUCAUCACUUGAACAGGCUUGGGUGAAUUGGUUGUGUUCUGGUUCCCGUUUUGCCAUAAAGAAGAACGUUAAAUGAUUCCGUCGCUCUCUCAAGAUAUUUCGUUGAUAAUAAGAGCUAGGUGUUCGAGUGAGCCGUUUCAUCAGCGUCAUUACUGCGUGCCACUCUCGAUCCUGGCUUUCAGCUUUCCGUUAGCGGGUAUGAGGGUUAGGUAGUCUCGAAACAUCACGCUAUUGAAUGCUACAGAACCGACAGGCGUAGCAUGCAACGUAACGUCAAAUAAGUAUAUAUCCAAAUUAUUAGUUUGCCGUCAUUUCCUUUAGAAUAUUCAAACAAUUGUGUUGUUAUCGGAGUGUUCUUGAAACCUUAUACUUUUUUUUUCAAUAUUUUUGUUGAACCAGAUUUCGCUCGCGGUAUUUCCUGGCCCGGUUUUAGAUAUAUUUAGAUAGCGUCUUCGUAUUUAAUGUCGUCGUUUAAAUGUUAGAAUAAGUAUUUUAUCAUGUUAAAUUAGUACUCUCUUCUCUACUAUAUAUUCUAUUAGUUUAUAGUAAAACAUUAUUAGAAAUGUAAUUAUUUUUUUCCAUUUAAUAAAUGAUUAAAUAGAGUUAUACUUAUAUACUUUGAGAUUCAUAUCAGUAUUCUCCGAUAGUUUAUUUUUGGACUCUCCUAAGUAUGUAAGUCGAAAGUAGAUUUGGGGAGCCUUUAUUAGUAAAGUAUAAUGGAUUAGACGUUUAAUAAAUAAUAAUUAACGAUCAUUUUAAUCAUAAUCGUAGUUCAUAUAUAAGUUGAAGUUUGUGUUAGUAAAUAAGAUAUUAGGCCGUGCUUUAGUCUCAUAUUACAUUCCUUCUUAACUUAUUGGUUCAUUUUAUAUUGGCCUGACCAAUAUUUAUAUCAUAUUAUUAAGAUGAAAUAUUAUAAGUAUUAGUAUAUCGCAAAUAUUUAUGUAUGUUUAGAUUCGAAAAAUAGUCGCUGAUAUAUAUUCUUAGAAGAUAAUUUCCAAUAGCAUGUUAACAGAAACUUGGAGAAUUUAAAUUAAUAACUUAUGAAAUAAUUUAAUAUAAACUCGAUAAAAUGUUGUAAGACAUUAUUUUCUACUUCUUGUGCCUCUCUAGCUAGCGAAGAUUGGCAGUCAGCUCAAUAUAUCUUCAGUUCUUGCAAUCCCCGUUCUCUCUAUUAAUAAAAUAUUAAUAUAUACAUGGAUACAACAAUAUUAUACACAUAUAUCCGUUGAAUUUUAUAUAUCUAUCCAUAUUUAUAAUUCUGUUAACUAAAACAUGAGCCAUUUAGAUUGAAUUAAGACUUAUAUAGUAGUGUUAAAGUUCCAAAUAUAUCUCUACGUAGCAUUAGUUAAGCAAGUUCCAUUUUAAAUCUAAAUGUUGUGUGGAAUUAAAGAACGAAAAUACAUCUGUCGUUUUAUU
Messenger RNA from Manduca sexta (tobacco hornworm), 6169 nucleotides. RefSeq lists its product as uncharacterized. The record is from RefSeq and is a predicted model, not a curated record. The transcript has 50 exons. Gene Ontology annotation, cellular component: endoplasmic reticulum-Golgi intermediate compartment; Golgi stack; endoplasmic reticulum. Gene Ontology annotation, molecular function: acetylglucosaminyltransferase activity. NCBI's taxonomy places the organism in Eukaryota, Metazoa, Arthropoda, Insecta, Lepidoptera, Sphingidae. Gene Ontology annotation, biological process: protein N-linked glycosylation. Bases 1 to 3480 code for a protein of 1159 amino acids.